AUGCAAGACACAACAGCACGCACAACCCAUUGCCUGGAGCUUCCCCUCUCCAAUAGUACAGUUCGUGUACAUGCCAUCGACACAACGACCCGCAUGGUUUGCGAUGCUCGUGCUUUUGUUCAGCCGGCAAUUGCCGGGCACGACAAGCUCAAUUUCAAGACCAUGUGUUUUCUCAUAGAGCACGACGAUCCAGUCUCUGGAAAGGAAUAUGUCCUCUUUGAUUGUGGGUCACGAAAAGACUUUUGGAAUGGCUCACCGCAAACGCAGAGAAUGAUAGGAGGCCACGUCCCAGCAGUUAGUGUUGAGUUUGGGGUUGACGAGAUUCUGACCAAGGGAGGCUUUGAGCUACAGCAAUUGAAAGCCAUAGUUUGGAGUCAUUGGCACUGGGAUCACAUUGGUGAUGGGUCCAAGUUCCCCGACUCCACAGAUAUCGUUGUCGGACCUGGCUUCACUCAGAACUUUAUCCCCGGUUGGCCUGAAGAUCCGGAAAGCUUCGUUCUAGCAAGCGACUUGGCAGGCCACUAUAUCCACGAGCCACACUUCAAUUUAGAGGUGGCGGGCUACUCUGCUUUCGAUUACUUUGGAGAUGGCUCAUUCUAUCUUCUUGAUGUUCCAGGUCAUGCUCUGGGCCACAUUUGUGGUUUUGCAAGGACCACACCAACCUCUUUUGUAUUUAUGGGAGGCGAUUGCUGUCAUUAUGCCGGCAUGUUUCGACCUAGCGAACUUGUACCUCUUCCUCACGAGAUUGUCAGCGACUUGUUGGACUCUUGGUAUCCGAAACCCUGCCCCUGCUCGCUAUUCACCCAGCAUCACCCAACAGCGUCGAAAUUCGGAUCAGAUGAGGCUUGUAAAACACCAUUUUACCAAGUAUCUCGAGAUCCAGGAAGUGCUUACUCAUUCGGUGACGUUGCCCAAGAAAGCAUCAAGAAAUUGGAAGCCCUAGACGCCCACCCAGAUAUACUCAUUGCGCUGGCUCACGAUGAUGUUCUCUUCAACAUCUUUCCCUUGUUUAAUCAAAAUCCAUCCCAUACAAUUAACGAUUGGAAGUCUAGGGGCUACAAAGAAAGGAGCAGGUGGUCGUUCCUAAACGAGCUGCCUAAGGAUGGAAAACCAGGACGUGGUCUGUUAGUUACAGGUCUGACGGGUGCAGGGAGACAAGUAACUUGGGACAAGGACACCGGGUUCGUGGACGCCGUAUAG
Fusarium sp. VM40 is the source of this 1200-nucleotide messenger RNA. The record is from the annotation of a GenBank genome assembly. NCBI's taxonomy places the organism in Eukaryota, Fungi, Ascomycota, Sordariomycetes, Hypocreales, Nectriaceae.